Xenopus tropicalis (tropical clawed frog) is the source of this 2309-nucleotide messenger RNA. Lineage: Eukaryota; Metazoa; Chordata; Amphibia; Anura; Pipidae. The record is from RefSeq and is a predicted model, not a curated record.
AACCCGUGGCUCUUUCAACAUAUAGCCAGUUUUUCUCAUAGCUCUAAGCAAAAAAUAUAAAUGACUUCAGAAAUAAAGAGAACUGAGGUGGAGGGAGACUUUUUUAUUUAUUUUUUCGUUCUUUAACUGAAGUAUAAAGUGCCAGCAGAAAAAAAUACAGUGUGGGGCCUCAGCGUCAUUAACACCGUGCGCUUGUGUGGGAGACAAUCUUUUUUUAUUUAUUUUUUCGUUCUUUAACCAAAGUAUAAGGUGCCAGCAGAAGAAAAUACAGUGUGGGGCCUCAGCGUCAUUAACACCGUGCGCUUGUGUGGGAGACAAUCUUUUUUUAUUUAUUUUUUCGUUCUUUAAUCAAAGUAUAAGGUGCCAGCAGAAGAAAAUACAGUGUGGUGCCUCCGCGUCAUUAACACCGUGCGCUUGUGAGUUACGCCGUGCUUCUCGUCACUCACACAAGCCGGCUACGUGUGCGUCAUUACGCUUACGUAAAGUCGUGACGCCCCGGUCUCGCGUGAUGAGACUAGUGGCGUCGGGAUUUUGUAUAUGACAGGAAGCGAGGAGCCUGUAGUUGACAGCUUUGCGGGUCGGGAUGGCAUAUGCAGUCCAGGAUAAACGGUUUGCUCCAUCCUUACUAAGCUUCUUCAUAUAUAACCCAAAGUUUGGCCCACGAGAAGGAGAAGAAGAAAAAAAGAUUCUCUUUUACCACCCAAAUGAAGUAGAAAAAAAUGAAAAAAUUAGAAAUGUCGGCUUAUGUGAAGCAAUCGUGCAGUUUACCAGGACCUUCAAUCCAACAAAACCUGCUAAAUCUUUGCAUACUCAGAAAAACAGACAGUUUUUUCAUGAGCCAGAAGAGGGCUUUUGGAUGGUCAUGGUAGUGAAAAAUCCACUUGCAGAAAAGCAAAAAGAAGGCAAGACAGUGUUGGAAUACCAAGAAGAUGAGUUAUUAGAUAAAGUUUAUUCCUCAGUGCUUCAACAGUGUUACAGAAUGUACAAGCUAUUUAAUGGCACUUUCAGCAGGGCAAUGGAAGUUGGGCAGGUUGAACUGCUUAAGGACAGACUGGAGAAGUUCUUUCAUCGGUAUUUGCAGACAUUACAUUUGCAUUCCUGUGACCUUCUCGAUGUUUUUGGCGGCAUCAGCUUCUUUCCACUGGACAAGAUGACAUACCUAAAAAUCCAGUCUUUUAUUAACAGAAUAGAAGAGAGUCUGAACAUAGUGAAAUACACAGCUUUUUUAUACAACGACCAGCUUAUAUGGAGCGGGUUAGAACAAGAAGAUAUGAGAAUCCUUUAUAAAUACCUCACUACUACCCUUUUCCCUAGGUAUACGGAACCAGAGCUAGCAGGUAGAGAUUCACCCAUACGCCCUGAAAUGCCUGGCAAUUUACAGCAUUAUGGAAGGUUUCUCACUGGACCCUUGAAUCUCAGUGAUCCCGAAGUCAAAUUUAGGUUUCCAAAAAUAUUUGUGAAUACAGAGGACUCUUAUGAGGAACUUUAUCUGAUUGUUUACAAGGCCAUGAGUGCCUCUGUGUGCUUCAUGAUUGACGCGUCUGUGCAGCUAACAGUGGAUUUUUGUCGAAAAUUGGACAGCCUUGUUGGACCUCAGCUUACAGUGCUGGCGUCGGAUAUAUGUGAGCAAUUUAAUAUCAACCGACGGAUAUCAGGGUCUGAAAAGGAACCCCAAUUUAAAUUUAUUUAUUUCAACCAUAUGAAUCUAGCAGAGAAAAGUACAAUCCACCUGCGGAAAACGCCAAGUAUGUCCCUGACCUCAGUGCAGCCUGAACUAAUGAAGAUUCUAGGAGACAUCAACGGUGAUUUUACAAGAGUGGAUGAAGACGAGGAGAUCAUUGUAAAAGCUAUGAGCGAUUACUGGGUUGUUGGCAAAAAGUCUGAUCAGCGAGAAUUGUACGUUAUAUUAAACCAGAAGAACUCCAAUCUAAUUGAAGUAAAUGAAGAAAUCAAGAAACUCUGUGCAACCCAGUUCAGUAAUAUAUUUUUCCUGGAUUAACCUGCAUGUGUUCAGCAGCAGGGUGGCAUGCAGCAUUUUCAAAAAUGGCCCGCAUCAGCCUUUUUGUGUUCCAUGGACAGAAUAUUGGUCAUAUUAUUGACUGGAAUGACUGUUGUAAGGCAAUACUUGCCUUGUAAGACUCGCAUUUCUAUCCUUAGGUUCAACGAGCAGACUGUUUUAGAUUUUAAUUAUUUAUGUGAAAUGUCGCAGAAGUCUCCACGCUAAAACGGCUGUACCAUUCCAUUUCUGUUACUUUAAUACAUGACUGGAAAAAAUAAAUCCACUAACUGUUGUUAUACUUUUAACCAGA